AUGGACCGCCAGUCAAACAUUGGCCCUAUAAACAACGAUAGCCUUCAAAAUAGACAUAUAAACUCAACCCAAGUACAACUAGACGAGAAAAAUUCCUUAAAUCAACACAAUGGUCAAUCUUCUUCGAUAAUGACACAACAAAAUUUACCAUUACGACCCACAUCGUCAUCCUCAUCGUCUUCUGCACCUUCAUUUACUUCAGGGCAGUCGCAGGGAAACCAACUACACAGAUCUUUUUCUAGCCGGAAAAGUUUCACCAACUCAAAAACAGAGCAGUCUUCCGUCACACAACUUGAAAAUAUUAUUUCUGCAUCUCUUCAACUAAGGCUUAGCCCUCAAAAGUUUCUAAAGCUGUAUAAUCAGCUACAAGAACGAGUUAAAAUUGACCCCAAAUCAACUUUAGAGGCGCUAUUUCAUUCACAGUCAGAAACACGCACUGUUGACACGUUAUUUCUUCAAUAUAUUUCAGCUUUGGCGUUUGAUUUUAAAUCCCCUUUAUCUUUACCUAAUCUGUUAUAUCAUCUUCGUUUUAUCCAAGCUCGCCCUCAAUCUUCGAAUGUCAGCACUGAUCUCAUACAGUUCUACGAGCCUCUCAUAUUUGUGACUCUUUCGAAAAAUCUUUAUUUAUGGCCAGUUCAAACCCCAAGUUCCAAAACAUCAACAAAUAGCUUAUCUCCACCAUCGCAACCAUUACGAAAGCCUCAAGCACCAAAUACCAAGAAGACAACUGACAUUUCUAAAAGUUUAAUAAUUGUCAUGAUUGCUAUCCUGGAUGACUGUUCUUCUCAAGUUUACCCCAUAUCUAGACAAAAGCUGCGAGCAUAUUCGUCAUUUCUUCUGGCAUUUGCACGCAGUGGACAUGCGGCUGUUGUUAUUGGCUCUAACAAAGAUGUUUUUAGAAAGGCAUAUGAUGCAUUUGAAAGCUCUUUCAUUAAAUUUACAGCAACCAUAUCCUCCAAAGAACCAGAUAUUGGAAAUGAGUUACAAAAAGAGUAUACUGCAGUAUUUGGCAAAGGUUUAAACUCAUCAUCUGCAGCCGAUUCUUUCACAAAACCUACUCGCAUUUUCAGAUUGAUAUGGAUUGACACUAUUUUUAGAUAUCGUCGUACAUCAUCUGUUCAAUUAAAUACCGAACUCGAAUACUUUUUACUCACUGAGUCAACACCUACUGUUGUAAGCGACCUUAUAGUGACGUCUUUUGAUUUACUUGCAGUAACAAUAAUAAGAAAAGAUCAGUCUCAUGUCAUUGCUAGUGCCAAAGCUUUUCUCACCAAACGACUUCCUCUUGCCAUUAAAUCUCUCAUAUUAAGCUCGCAAACCAACUUGACUCCGGAUCAAGUGGAGCUGGCUAUUUCACAAGCAUUUCUGUCCUUAAAUAAAGAUACUUUGGCCAUAGUUCAAUCGCACACUAAUUCAGGCGAUAAUUUUGACGAGAUGUUUAGUUCUUCAUACUCAGUUCCUGUCGGAGAUAUAAGAUUUGUGUUACUUCGAUCGCUGAUAAGCCUUGGAAUAGUCAGACAUUCUAUUUUGACAAAAAUAUUUAACAUGGAUGCAAAACAGGCGAAUGAAAUUCCAAUUAAUAAGGUUAACGAAGAUGCGUUGAAUAAUCAAGGUCUUAUAAUUGACUCUUCUAACCAUUCAUUUUUACUUUUUAAUAUGGUUAUGCUUGCUAACCAGGAAAAAGUGGAGUAUGUCUCAUUUGAAGAAAGCAGCAUCACAAAACUGGUGUUUCUGCUUGAAGAUCUGGAAGGCGUAUAUCAGGAGAGAGUCGCGCUUCAAAUAUUUAAACUUAUGGGGUCAUGGAUUGGAUCGAUGAAUACAAACAGCAUUGGCAGAUUAACACAGGCUUUUGUUUCUCGUCCUGUUUUUAUCGAUAUACUCUUUUUACAUGUUUCAAUGAGUAACUUUCUUUUGCCUUUAGUGAAACUUUUAGACGAUUGGAGCCAGGACGAGGAUGAAAGUAAUCUUCAAGAUUUAUAUACAGACUUCGGGUCUAUUAUUUUGUUUGUUUUGUUUGUCUUCGAUAGAUAUAAGUUGGAUCUCCAUGAUUUGGGAAUCAAGCCACCUGAACUUGUUCUUCCUGAAAAAAAUAACCCCAAAUCAAAUAGUAUCUCUAACCCACCAGUGUCAUUUGUUACAGCACAGAUCCAGCAGUCAAAUGUCUCUAUUUUAUUAGAUGAAAGCAGAAGUGAACUCGUGGGUGAUUGGAUAUCGGCGCUAUUUGGUGCAGAAGGUAUUUCUGAUGAACUAAUGCAAAGAUCUUCUGCCAAAGAACUAUAUUCUAUAGUUCCUUUGAUAUUUCAGCAGGCAAUUGAAGCUUGUGCUGCAAAGAUUAUUGAUUUAGAUACUUUGAAAGGUGGCUUAGAAUAUUUUUUACACUCCUUUUUAAUUCCUACACUUGUUCCAGCUAUUAGAUGGAUAUGCAACAAUAUUUGGAAACAACAUAACAUUCCAAUUCUACUUCAAGUGAUUCAAAGUUUGAUUUUUGCGGAAUGUUCGGGAGAUGCCCACAGGCUUCAACAGGCCGUACUGGCUGUUACUGGACGAGAGCUUAUUAUUUUGCUUAAUGGAAUCAAUUUGGCAGCUAGCCAAAUGGCCUCUGAAAACAAUCCCAAUGCAUCUUUAUAUAUUGUUGAACCUAAAGUAUUGUCUCUUCUUGAGAAUUUCUAUACUGGUUUGUCAUCUUCGGAGUUGAUUGUCUCCCAAAACACUAGUUUGGUAUCCUCUUUUGCUGAUCAAAUAAAGGCAUUGGUUCAAUGGUCUUCUUCAGAUUCGCCACCUCCAGCACUUCAAACGGACUUAUUAAUUUCGUUCAUCAAACAAAUUGGCGCUUCUAAAGUAUUGUUUUCUCUUUUAGAUCAGUUAGAUGAUUUCAAUCAGUCUGGUCUUCUCAGUGUUGCUAUUGAUGUAAUUGGAUCGUUUACUACAAUGCCGUUUUUAAUGAUCAACAAGUUUUAUCACCAAAAAUACGACGAAAAUCUUUAUCAUCUUAUAGUUGAAUAUACCCCAACAAGGAUUUCUGAGAUUCGGAAAGCAAUUAAAGAACGCAAGGAGGAACAAAUACUUUUAGAUCAGGCUGAGCAAAAAAGGACAGCCUUUAUUGCAUCUAUGUCUCGCAAGGGAAGCAAGGGUAAUCGUUCAAUUUCAGGCCCUAGUUUUCGUGGAAUUGCUAAUGGAAAAACAAAUGCAGCUACUACAGCAACAGCAGCAGCAGCAGCAGCGGCAGCAUCUGCAGCAGCUGAUCCUUCUAAAAAUGGUCAACAACAAAAGACUGGACAGGCUAGUGGAUUACCACAAGCGACUGGAGAUCCAACUAAAAAGGGAAUUUUGAAAGAAAAUACAAACGAGGAUUUAGGAACAGGGUUUGCAAAGCUACAACAACACAUUCAAUUUUUUCACUCAAGACGUAAAACCAUGGAGGCAGUAAUUACUCGCAGAUCUACUCAGACUCAAGCUCAAGCACAAGCACAAGCACAAGCACAGGCUCAGGCGCAAGCACAAGCACAAGCACAAGCACAAGCACAAGCACAAGCACAAGCACAAGCACAAGCACAAGCACAAGCACAAGCACAAGCACAAGCACAGGCUCAGGCUCAAGCUCAAGCGCAAGCCCAAUUGCAAGCCCAAGCUCAAUUACAAGCACAAGCACAAGCACAAGCACAAGCUCAAUUACAAGCACAAGCACAAGCACAAGCACAAGCCCAAUUACAAGCUCAGGCUCAAGCUCAAGCGCAAGCCCAAUUGCAAGCUCAAGCUCAGGCACAAGCCCAAUUACAGGCCCAAGCUCAAGCACAAGCACAAUUACAGGCACAAGCACAAAUGCAGAUGCAAGUUCCAACGCAAGUUCCAACGCAAGUUCCAACGCAAGUUCAAGGGCAGCCUCAGGCAUUUUUGUCCACGAAUAAUAAUUUUGCUAUGGGUGAAAACAGGAAUGGAAAUGAAAGCGCUGGAUCUCCUAAUCAGCAGCAACAGAAUCCCCAUUUAUAUUUAGACCACAACAUGUACUGA
Molecule: messenger RNA, 4008 nt
Organism: Magnusiomyces paraingens
Lineage: Eukaryota; Fungi; Ascomycota; Dipodascomycetes; Dipodascales; Dipodascaceae
Exons: 3
Coding region: 1-4008 (1335 amino acids)
Biological process (GO): regulation of transcription by RNA polymerase II
Cellular component (GO): mediator complex
Molecular function (GO): transcription coregulator activity
Source: RefSeq, a predicted model, not a curated record